Messenger RNA from Schizosaccharomyces osmophilus, 1044 nucleotides. Its product is annotated as methyltransferase with rhodanese domain. The record is from RefSeq and is a predicted model, not a curated record. Lineage: Eukaryota; Fungi; Ascomycota; Schizosaccharomycetes; Schizosaccharomycetales; Schizosaccharomycetaceae. The coding region runs from base 1 to 1044 and encodes 347 amino acids. The transcript has a single exon.
AUGGAAAAAGUAGCUGGGUUGAUAUCGAAGGAUACUGUUCGGUGGGUGAGCUUCAUCGCUCAAGGAAGACUUAAAUGUUUGGACGUGCGACCACGAAAGGAAUUUCAAAUUCGACAUCUAUAUGGGUCUGUAAAUAUCCCUAGUACUAGCAUUGCAGGUUGCUGGUUUCAAUUACCAGCGAAGCAGGAAGGAUUUGUGGUCUUAGAACAAGAUGGUACCUAUAUUGACGAUGAAGAAGGGGAUUCUUGUUCUGAACAGUUACGACAGAAAGGAUGGAAAAUUGAAGGAUCCAUACGUGCAAACACUGAAUUCUGGCAAUGGAUCGAGCAAAAGGGCUUGAUCGAACAAGGAGAAAGCAAAAGAUUGUUGUUUGAACCCAGUCCUCAUUUUAAAGAGACAAUACCAGUGAUUGAGGAGAGCUUAAGUAAAUCAGAGGCACGAGCGCUAGACAUUGGAUGCGGUUCCGGUAGAGAUUUGGCGUGGUUAUGCUCGAGAGAAAGCAAAAUUCGAUACAAGGUUACGGGUGUGGAUGCAGAAAAGCGAGCCAUUUAUAGGUUCUCAAGUCUAUUUGAAACGUUGGGAUAUGAAGACCGCAUUGAACAUAGACAAAUCGCUAAAAUGGAUCCAGUAGGCAAAUGGAAAUGCUACAAUAUAGAAGGAAAGAGAGAUACCAAUAUUCCAGAGCUUUCGACUUUAGACCUUGUAAAACUAUUUGGGACUUUUUCGGUUACAGAAUCCAGUCUGCAGGAUGAAAAAUAUGACUUGGUCGUCCAAAUUCGAUUCUUGCAUCGAUUGCUCUUAACCCAGACUGAUCAGUUACUUUGUGAUAAUGGGUUUCUGUUUCUUUGUACCUUUGUGAAUGAUGGCAUUCAUGACUAUGAGUAUCCCAAAGGUCAAGAACACCGGCUCGAGCUAGGGGAGGCUGCACAACUCGUAAGGUCUUCUUCACCUUCCAUGAAAAUUUUAAAAGAAGAAAUUGGUUUCAUUGAAGAUGGCCGGCCGGUUCAAGUUUUGCUUGCUCAGAAGCAAGUCAAUGCUCCUUAA